CCUGCCUCCACCUUGACGCAUCUCUGACGGUCAGUCGGCAUGACAACGCGCUCUCGAGGGCAAACGGGGAACGGCUGAUCUGGAGGAUGGCAGCAGAAGAUGCCCAGUAACGGGAACAGCGGCGGGAAUCGAGCGGACAGGGGCUCCGGGACCAGCCCGGUCCAUGUCCCGGCCAUGGAGCGAGCCCGACCGGCUACGGUGACGGUGUCCGCGGUGAGCCUCGCGCUCAGCGUGCUGUCGCUGCUGCUGCUCGUCACCGCCAUCUCCACCGACCACUGGUACGAGACGGACACGCGCAGGCACAAGGAGAACUGCGACCGGCACGGCUCCGACUCCAACGACCAGAAGAACCGCGAGAUGCCCAUCUACCACCUACCGCUGGUGGACAGCGGGCCCCGGCACCGGGACGUGGCGCUCAUGAAGCCCGUGCAUGUGGGCAGCAGGGAGGAGGAGCUGCUGGAGAACUGGCGGGCCAUCCUGGGGAUGGGCAUCCUGGAGACGGAGUGCGGCAGGCCGCUGUUCUCCACCCACUCCGGCCUGUGGAGGAAGUGCUACUUCAAGGGGCUGGACCCGGACAUCGACAAGCUCAUCGACCGGGGCAUUGCAGAUCGCUGCACCGCCGUCAAGUAUCACUUUUCUCAGCCAAUCAGACUGAGGAACAUCCCCUUGAACCUGACCAGGACCAUCCAGCAGGACGAGUGGCACCUGCUGCACCUGCGGCGCAUCACGGCAGGCUUCCUGGGCAUGGCGGCGGCCGUCCUGCUGUGCGGGAGCAUUGUGGCGUCGGUGGGCUUCUUCUGGGAGGAGAGCCUGACGCAGCACGUCUCUGGGCUGCUCUUCCUCAUGGCAGGGAUCUUCUGCACCAUCUCCCUGUGCACGUAUGCAGCCAGCGUGACCUACGACCUCUCCAGAAACCCGCCCUUCAUCUACGGCCUGCCGGCUGACGUGGAUCACGGUUAUGGCUGGUCCAUCUGCUGCGCCUGGGCCAGUCUGGGUCUCACUGUAGCGUCUGGCUGCCUCGGCACCACCUUCCCCUUCCUGAGCCGGGCCGGAGCACUGCGGUCCAAAACCGCCCAUGAGUCCUCCGUCUGAGGCGAGGAAGAGGAUGAUUCUCGGACGACAAAAGGUGUAUUUUUGGCCGGUUCCGUAAUAGGAGGGGCCUCGGACUGCAGACGGAGCUGCGCACCUGUUCGUGCUCCUGAUUUGGACCCAGCUCAGGUCACCUCAGCGUGCACUCUGAGCCUCGCCUGGUUCCUGUGAUCCAUCUCUGCAGCGGUGUGGCCAAAGGUACCAUCAGUGAUCAAGUUAAUAAAAGAUAAAUUAGCUGUUGGUCAAUCAGGUGAGUCAUCUGUACUUACCUGACAUCAAACAUGUAAAGCCCAGUUGAGAGUCAGACAGGUGGCCAGGUCUCAGCAGCCGUCUGUCAGUCAGCUCUGACUCACCGUUUUCUUUCUGCUGUCCCAUCGUCCAAUCAGAAGCUUCAUCGGUGUGAAGGUCACCUGAACUGAGGCAGGUCACAAAGCUGCUGCAGCUGGGUCCCCAUCAGGAGCAAUAACAGGAAACACACACACACACACACACACAGGUGUGCGCUGGGAUCCAAACCUGCUGCAGGUGUGAUCUUCAUGGAGCCUUCCCAUGCGGAUGUUUCGGAGCGCUGUGCUCCGAUCAGUCAGUUGGGCGGAGCUUCAGGUGCACGCAAGCGCUCUGAGCUCAGGUGAGUGUUAUCCAGUCAUGCGGGGUUCACACGUUGCUUAGGCAUUUGAUGUUCGGGUGUGGCCUUCUUAGUGAUGACAGCCAAUUACAGACAAGCAAAGCUGAUUGUUCUUGUUCAGCUUGGAUCCACAAGCCAGUUCAAAACGUGAUAGGUGUGAAUCCCGCCUGAUGGAUCAGAGUCUGAGCUGCAGAGCGUCACGUGACCAGGUGGCGUGCUGCAGGUUUGGAUGGCGGCGGCCGCUCACAGAUGUGUAUAUAAAUGUGCUUUCAGCUGCGAGCUGAGCCACAGACUGAACCCUUUACUCUGCGACGCUGAGCAGGUGCUGCUCGCUGACUUCAGGCUUCCCGCAGGAGGGAACGCACUGACAGAUGAUCCAGGUAUCAGUGCUGCCGCUCUGUUAUCAAACAAAGGAGUUGACCUUUAAUCUCUGACACCGACUCCUCUGUAAACAGGGUAUGACACCAUUUAUGUUUAAGCUUUUUCAGGUAUCAGCCUCUGAGACUCUGCAUCAGCCUAUCGGAAGCCCCGAUGCCUUCUCGUGACCCCCCUGUACGAGCAGAAUCGGACGUUUGAAGUUCAGGUUCUGAGCUUUCAAAAACAUCUGGAAUUACAAACAUUCAUCCACCAGCUGCAGACACCAAACUGAGAAUGUCCACAGCAUCCUUCCCAUCAUCAGGAGGAGGGCUGAUGAUCAGCGUGAGGAGGAGUAUCAGGGGGACGGACCCAUCGAGGUCUUUAGGCUCCUGAGGGAGAAUGACGGUGGAUGAAAUGUUUGUGUGCGGCUCAAAGUCAGAACUUUAUUUAAUUUCAAGCCGACACGCAGAGUGAAACGGUGACUCACCAUCACUAUCGACCUUUAACCUGUAGAUUCCACACUGAAAGCUCCCAUGUUCCUCCUGAUACCCCAUCAUAGCUCCACUGUCCCCUCAUGGAACCUUUGCUGCCCCCUGCUGGACACAGCUGUAAAUACAUGGUGUAAACAUGAUGGGACUCGUCACCUGUAGCUGCUCCUGUGGAAGAUCUGUCAGCAUUUGUUGGAUGUAUUUAUAUCUGAGAAUUAAAUAUUUGUUAAAUGUG
Molecule: messenger RNA, 2794 nt
Organism: Maylandia zebra (zebra mbuna)
Lineage: Eukaryota; Metazoa; Chordata; Actinopteri; Cichliformes; Cichlidae
Gene: tmem178a
Product: transmembrane protein 178a
Biological process (GO): regulation of cytosolic calcium ion concentration; negative regulation of osteoclast differentiation
Cellular component (GO): endoplasmic reticulum membrane
Source: RefSeq, a predicted model, not a curated record